Molecule: messenger RNA, 4811 nt
Organism: Paralichthys olivaceus (Japanese flounder)
Lineage: Eukaryota; Metazoa; Chordata; Actinopteri; Pleuronectiformes; Paralichthyidae
Gene: adrb2a
Product: adrenoceptor beta 2, surface a
Biological process (GO): negative regulation of smooth muscle contraction; adenylate cyclase-activating adrenergic receptor signaling pathway; norepinephrine-epinephrine-mediated vasodilation involved in regulation of systemic arterial blood pressure
Cellular component (GO): plasma membrane
Molecular function (GO): norepinephrine binding; beta2-adrenergic receptor activity
Source: RefSeq, a predicted model, not a curated record
CUGCUCAACAGAGGCACUGAGUGAGUGAGGCACCCAGAGAUUAAGAAAACAGGGUAGACCAGUUCAAAGAGAAAGUCAUAGUAGAGUGGAUAGAAAAUAAAUUGAAGUAGAAAGAAAGGACAUGUGACAUGGAAUACUUUACAAGAACGACCUGAACAGUCACAUUUCUACUUUAUAUGGGAGGCACGAAACAAGACAACCUGUGGAGAUGGGAAGCACAACCCCCCCAGUGUACCUCAAUGUGAGUGCUGAAAUGAUCAACUCAUCGUCGGGCUCUGCAAAGCAUGAGGAUGGUUACAGUGAGCCAACAAUGAUCCUGCUGGGCAUGAUCAUGUCCUUACUCGUCCUGUGCAUUGUCUUUGGCAACAUCCUGGUCAUCACGGCAAUCGGCCGCUUCCAGCGUCUCCAAAAUGUCACCAACUGUUUCAUCACGUCCCUGGCCUGUGCCGACCUGGUCAUGGGUCUCAUCGUAGUUCCUUUCGGGGCCUGUUACAUCAUCUUUGGCACCUGGCAUUUUGGUAGUUUCUGGUGUGAGUUCUGGACAGCGACGGACGUGCUCUGCGUAACUGCAAGCAUCGAGACCCUGUGUGUCAUUGCCAUAGAUCGUUAUUUAGCCAUCACUUCUCCUUUCCGCUACCAGUCCAUGCUGACCAAGUGCAAAGCUCGCAUUGUGGUCGUGCUGGUGUGGGUGAUUGCUGCUUUGAUAUCUUUCCUGCCCAUCCACAUGAAGUGGUGGAUAUCCGACGAUAGGGAAGCUAAGGAGUGCAUCGAGAACAGUGACUGCUGCGAGUUCUACACCAACAUGGCCUAUGCCAUCACCUCUUCCAUAAUCUCCUUCUACAUCCCUUUGGUCAUCAUGGUUUUUGUCUACAGCCGGGUUUUCCAGGAGGCCAAGCGCCAGCUGAAGAAAAUCGACCAAAGCGUCGGACGCUUUCAUAACAGCGACAACAGCACCCUCAAAUGUCUGGAGACCAAUAACGGACGUGCCCACAAGAAGGCUAAGUUUUGCCUGCGUGAACACAAAGCUCUCAAGACACUGGGUAUCAUCAUGGGGAUCUUCACCCUGUCCUGGCUGCCCUUUUUUCUGCUCAACGUGGUGGUGGCCAUAUGGAAGGUGGAGGGCAUUGACCUCACUUUCAGGAUACUCAACUGGAUAGGUUACGCAAACUCCGCCUUCAACCCAUUAAUUUACUGCCGGAGCCCUGAGUUCAGGUAUGCCUUCAAGGAAAUCCUCUGCAUGAAGAGGAACCGUCUCAGCAGCCCCGGGCCCGUGAAUGGAUACAUCUACGACAGGCACAGUUGGCAGAGCGAGCAACAAGGGAGGAGUAAGGGCAGUUCGGAAGACAGUGACGCAAAUGACGGGUGUGUGGAGCAAGGUGCGGGGGUCUGCAGUGUUGUGGACAGAGAGAUGGACCCAAAUGGGAAUUGCAGCAAAGGCCAAAAGACUGCUACGACUGUUCUUUAAGCUUGGAGCCCUAACACGUCAGUUGAUCCAGACACGUUUACACUGCUUUCAUAAACUUUUCCCAUUGACUAAUGAAGGUAAGGCCAGUCAAAGUGACUGGCAGAGAAUGUGCAGACUGCUCUAAACAAACUGUUACAACUAUGUUCGGCAGGGGAAACUGUUUUUCCUCUUUGAACACAGCAAACAUACUGUAAGAGAUCACAUUUCCUUUUGUUACAUUUAUCAGUUUCAUUUUACAUCUACCUCAUCACUUCUUUUUCUUUCUUAACUUACUCUAUGUACUACUUCACACAACUCCACAGGACUUAAACCAGGGCAGUUUCUCAUAUGUUCAUUUACUCAGAUAAAUUAGUCUGUGGGUUAUGAAAUUGCAAAUUAUCGAGCUCCAAUUGGAUUUGUGUUUUUUUUUAUCUUGGAUUUUUGGUGAAAGAUCUCACAAUUUAGUUAGUAUAAAAUAUUUUGAAAUUCAAAGGGGUGUUGUGAUUCUGUAAAAUCCAUUUAAGCACACCAAAUAGGUAUGGAUAUUAAAUAAUUUAUUUUCAUCAGAAAAUGGACAAGGAGUAAUGAAGGAUCAAAUAUAGUACGAUUGAUGCUUUGUUUUUUUGAAGAAAUACAUUCCGAUUCAAUGAUUAUAAUUUGGCUUCAUUUACUUUCCAAGUCAGUUUUAUUGUAAUGGUUUUCUGAGAAAAAGAUGUUCAACAAAAGGUGUGGCAGAAUCUGUCUCUCUUUCCCUCUCUCUCUCUCUCACUCUCUGUCUGUCUCUCUCACACACUCUCUCGCUCUCUCUGUCUCUCCCUCUCCUUUCUGUUCAGUGUCGUGAGGCCCGCCUCAUGAUGUUUUCCAGCCUGUUGCAUGGUGGGAGCAUCUGCUGUCAGCAGAUAGUACCAGAUAUAUGCAUAUUCGCCGUUAUCUACAUCUCACUGGUGCAAGCUGAGAAACUGCUGCAAGCGUUUUUUUCCCUUCUUGAGCAUUUGCAUCUGUGCAUCAAGUAAAACUUAUAUUUGGUACAUUAUAAAAGCCAUCACAUAAGUGUAAGGCAAACUAACACUCCUGUCCUCACUUGGUGCCAGUAACAGUUGUUCCUAUUGCUAAACAAACCAUGUUUGUUUAUUAGAUUGUGUGGUUGCUGUGUUUCAGCUUGAACAGUGUUUACUGAAACCACAGAAGCUCCUUCCUUAGCCAUGGCACAAGGGUACAAACCACAAACAAUAAUAAACAGCACGUAGAGUCAGCCAAAUGAUAACAAAAUUCCAUGCCAAGACACGGUGGCCAUGAUAUUCAGGCCGAUAAACAGAAAUAAGAAGAGCAGACAAAAAAAUGUGCACCUUUGUCACCGCGCCCGGACAUUUCCCAGAGUCUCCUCACUGUAAACGGAUGUCUGGAUAUUUAUGAAAUCCGUCUUAACGUUUGAAUAAGACACUCAGGAGUGCAAUGAGCGGUCCGCUGAGUGGUGCCGCAGCUGUUCCAGUUGUUUCAGUCACUCUGCUUUAGACGCCUCUCUGCGUGCAGUCUUCAGGAAAUGCUCCCAAUCCAGCUGCGCCCAGCCCACUAAACACAAAUAAAUCCAUUAUCUCUGCUGUUGAGCUGGAGAAUGAGAUAAGUCCCCAACAAAAACAAUACUAUCGUGCAGGUUGUGAUGAGACUUUUUCUGUAAUCACCUGCCGAUCUCAGGCUCCUGGGAAGGUCACUUCUUGACCCCUGCAAACAGCAUGCAGGGCUUUAUAUGUCAUUCCACUUUUCUCACACUAAAUGGUCCGCAGUGACAUUACUCACCAGAGGAGUCAUGAAGGUGUUACUGUGGAUGUGACCCCCUUCCCCCCCCAGACGGUUUGGCAACCUCCAUGUUCUGAUUAAAGUGACAGCAUGCUAAAUGUGGCUGCUGGGAGUUGGGGGCUGGGGAUUCUCUGUCAGUCUAAAUCGGUGUUAGUGACCUGUGUUUUCGUCCAUGGUGCCUCUGGAGUAAGAUCAGCUCACACUGUCAAAACUGUGAACUUAGUUCCCUCAAAGGAAUCUCUAUUUACUGUAUCACUGUUUAGUCAGCGCGGUUGUCACAGACCUUAGGGACAGACGUAAAUACAGUUUCAUCAUACGUCAGUGUUGCUCUGUGAAAAACAAGCUUUCCAGCUUUUUGAUGGAUUUACAGCAAAGUAAAUGCAGGGGUGGAGCGCUUUUACCCCCUCCAGCAUUUUCACUGUACAGUAAAGCACAAAGCACAAAACAGAUUCUAGACCAAGGUUUUUGAUCCAUUGUAUUUAUUCACUCUGAAUUAAUCAAUGCAUUGACACUAUUAAUGAGUCACAGGAUUAAAAAAAGAAAUCUGUAUUUAAACCAUCUGUCGUUUUUAGAAGCACUUCCCAAGCUAUGGUUCGCAUGUCUUGCUAUAUAUUUGUGGUGAUGUGUUUUUUGUGGAUUUUGGUGACACUUUCUUUCAAAAGUGAUCUGUUGUCAUCCAAGUGGAACCGGUUGUGAGCUAUAUAUUCACACUGCUCCCUCCUGGCAGUGGCCUCUCCUUGCAUCUCAGCUGUCCCACAGUGAUUCACGGUUACUGUUUCAUCGAUAAACCUGUAUAAUAAGGAAUGUAACUCAUGUCUUCACCUCCUCCCGCUGGAGGACACAGCGUACUUAUGUGCAAUGAGUCCUGAAUGAUUAGCUUACACUACGACAUUCCAGUCUUAGAGAGAGUAUAGAAAUGUGGAACUUAUGUGUCAGUGUAAAAGAAUUUGAUCUAUGGCAUUGAUUGACACAGUUUGAAAUGAUAAAGGCUCAGGUUGGCUAAAGCUAAUGCAAUCCUCACUUAUUCAUCUUUGCUCCCAUUGAACACGAUCAGCUCCCCCACAGCGUAGAUCUGAUGGUUCACUCACCUACAGCAGCACUGUGUAGCACUUUCAUGAAACAUCUGUGGUAUUUUUGAAAAAAAAUGUUUGAACUAUAAAUAAUGGCUGAAGAGAUACUCUGGUUGACUUGUAACGUAAUAUUUUUCCCUGUUUGUGACUCAACACAAAGUUGACAUGAGUUGUCGCUGCGACAUCUCGUGUCGUUGAUUCUGGACUGUUCUGGUAAAUCGAUGUAUGUAAAUGUGAAUCUUCUAUGAAAGUUAAAUAUCGUUACAGCCGUCACAUGACAAGUCAAACCUAUAAUAUGUGAACUUCCUUUUUUGUGGCCAGAGUGAAAAAGUCAUCACUCAGCUAAAUGUUUACUAAAUGUUUGCAAGCUAUUUUCGCACAAGUUUUUUUUAUUUUCACUGUAAAGGUAACGAAGCCUGUUACAACAUGUGGUGUCCUGUGAUAUUUAUGAAAAAGCAAAUGUGUAUGUACUGUAACAUUUGUGUUGAAAUAAAUUAUGAACA